This is a messenger RNA of Ylistrum balloti, 629 nucleotides long. Its product is annotated as beta-1,4-galactosyltransferase 6-like. The annotation marks the transcript as partial. Gene Ontology annotation, molecular function: N-acetyl-beta-glucosaminyl-derivative 4-beta-N-acetylgalactosaminyltransferase activity. Lineage: Eukaryota; Metazoa; Mollusca; Bivalvia; Pectinida; Pectinidae. Gene Ontology annotation, biological process: glycosphingolipid biosynthetic process; carbohydrate metabolic process. The record is from RefSeq and is a predicted model, not a curated record. The transcript is spliced from 4 exons.
CAAAACGACAGAUUGUCGACGAAACCUUGAUGAGCAUUUACGAUCUGGAAAAGAUGUUUGGCAAUCUUAGUUUACCUGGUGGUCGUUUCCGUGCCAAUGGAUGCUUAUUUGAAGAAAGAACAGCCAUCAUUAUUCCGUACCGGAACAGGAUGAAACAUCUUCUACAGUUUCUAAGCAAUGUCCUACCUAAACUACUGAGACAGAAAGUAGACUUUACCAUAUUUGUUAUUGAGCAGACAGAAAGUGCAGCUUUUAAUAGAGGGAUGAUGCGGAACAUUGGAUUCGUAGAAGCCGGAAAAAGUGGAAAAUUCGGGUGCUUUAUUUUCAAUGAUGUCGACACUAUUAUAGAAGACGACCGCAACAUAUACAAAUGUAGCCGGAGCAUGGUGAGACACAUGUUGUCUAGUACAGAUAAAGAUGGUUACUGGUUACCAUAUUAUGCUUGCAUGGGUGGAAUAGUUGCGUUCACUACGGAUCAGUUUCAGUAUAUCAAUGGCUACUCCAAUUUGUUUUUCAUGUGGGGUGCCGAGGAUGACGACCUUUACCGAAGAGUUGUGGAGGCGGGCUAUAAUAUAGAGAGACCACCAGAUCCGCUGGCAGCUGUCACCAAACUGAAACACACAGAAGAA